ACACAAGUCUCUCGGUUUGGCUGGCAGGCUACGGAAGACAACUGAACACUACCACCACCGAGUGAUUAUAUUAACCUCAAACUGCAGCAAACCGAGCAGUCAGUCUUUGUCAAAUAUCUUACGGUCCGUCGGUAACUUACUACACUCGCUCCCGCCUGGUUCAGAGAGACUUUGAGUCGCGGCGCUUAAAUUUUUUCGGCAGAAUAGAUAUCGGAUAAAUAAAGCGAAAUAAAGGACACGGUUUGGGUGAGAUGUAUGGUUAGUAUCACAGUCUUUUGAGGAGGGUGUCAAACACAGAGCUGUAGUUUCUCCUCAAGAGGCGAGGAAUGCAAUCUGAGCAUCAAUGUUUCACUGGGGCAAGUGGAAGAAGAGGAUGGGAGCCAAUAGUUCUUCAAAGAGACCAGUUUUCGACGAAAAGGAGGAUGUGAAUUUUGACCACUUCCAGAUUUUGCGGGCCAUCGGGAAAGGGAGCUUUGGAAAGGUAUGCAUUGUGCAAAAGAGGGACACGGAGAAGAUGUACGCCAUGAAGUACAUGAACAAACAGCAGUGCAUAGAGAGAGAUGAGGUCCGAAACGUCUUUAGAGAGCUUGAGAUCCUACAGGAAAUUGAACAUGUUUUUUUAGUAAAUCUCUGGUACUCCUUCCAGGACGAGGAGGACAUGUUCAUGGUGGUGGACCUCCUGCUAGGAGGAGACCUGCGCUACCACCUGCAGCAGAGCGUCCAGUUCAGCGAGGACGCUGUCAAACUCUACCUCUGUGAGAUGACACUGGCGCUGGACUACCUGCAGAGCCAGCACAUCAUCCAUAGAGACGUCAAGCCAGACAAUAUCCUGUUGGAUGAGCAAGGUCACGCUCACCUAACGGACUUCAACAUAGCAACAAUAAUAAAGGAUGGAGAGCGAGCCACAGCCUUAGCUGGAACCAAGCCCUACAUGGCUCCAGAGAUCUUCCAGUCUUUUGUAAGUGGAGGCACGGGCUACGCCUUUGAAGUAGACUGGUGGUCACUAGGGGUGACAAUCUUUGAAGUGCUGCGUGGAUGGAGGCCCUACGACAUCCACGCCAGUAACUCUGUGGAGUCCCUGAUUCAGCUCUUCAGUACAGUCAGUGUCCAGUACAGCCCAGCCUGGCCCAAGGACCUGGUUUCCCUCUUGAGGAAGCUACUGACAGUGAACCCAGAGCAUCGUUUCUCCAGCCUGUCUGACAUGCAGACAUCUCCCUACCUCGCUGACGUCAAUUGGGAUCCGUUGUACGAGAAGAAGAUGGAGGCCGGAUUUGUUCCUAAUAAAGGUCGCCUCCACUGCGAUCCCACCUUUGAGCUGGAGGAGAUGAUUCUGGAGUCACGUCCGCUUCACAAGAAGAAGAAGAGGCUGGCCAAGAACCGGUCUCGAGACAACAGCAAGGAUUCGCAGUCUGAGAAUGACUACCUACAGGAGUGCCUUGAAGUGGUGCAGCAAGAGUUCAUGAUCUUCAACCGUGAGAAAUUGAAAAGGCGUCAGGAGGAGGGUCAGUCAGAGGCUGGGGGCGAUGAUGCCAGCGGAGACGGGGAUGGAGAAGUCGAGGCCGGGGCCACUGAUGAUGAUGCCCUCGAGCCAGAACCCGAGCCGGAGCCCGAGUCCUCCUCCAAACUGAGCAUGUGCGGCUCAGUCUGCUCCUCCCCCGGCAGCUGCUAGCGCCUCAUCGCCUCACAGUGACGGUCGCAGGUGUCUCUCUGGCCGCUGCAGUGUUUGUGCCAUGCCAAUUAGAUACAUUCUCACCUCUCUCCUCUGUUGUAGCCAGGAGCGGAGCGACUGAACGCGCAGCAGGACCCAAAAUGGCUCCCACCAUUUCCUUUUUUUUUUUUUCUGUAGCAUCCACCUGGUAGGGCAUGAAUGAAGCAGAUCACCAGAGAGUCCCCGCCUACUGUACCCAUCCGCCCUAGAGUAAGCUCUAACUUCUAUGCAAUGUUACAGUAUAGCAUGACAAAUAAGGCAUCACUUACUAGGAGGUGUACAGAAAGCUCCACGAGCAUGAUGACAUCCCGAGCAAUAGCAGUCCACGGUUUUCGGGGGUUUGGUGUUUGUUUUUGGUGGAGACGCCUCCCCUCUCAGCCUUCCUGUUUCAAGAUCUGAUGGGGACGACUGAAUUAUUCAGCACGCACAGGCACUCAGUUUAUGUUAUUGCCUGUGUCUUCAGUUCACUCUCCCCCUGCAGCCUCUCUCAUGUAAUGUGUGCCCUAAUUCAGAACAGUUAUUUCUCCCGGAGCACCGUCCUCCUGUUGCAACACCUCUCUGAGACACAUUUGCAGUAAGUGUUCAAGGCUGUUUUCAGCCAGCCGAGAAAGUGUGGCUGGUUUCAUGUUGUAAACCUGUUUAAAGUGGUGCCUGUUGAUGAUAAUCAGUAUUCGUUGAUCUCAUCGUAGCCAUGGAUGUGUUAUAGGUCAGAAUGUUAGUUCCCUCUUUAAGUGUUUUAUUAUUUUUCCAAAGCUUUUUUUUAGGAUGAUAAGGUACUGUUAUUAACGGGGAAUCAGUACAGCAAUUAGAAUGAAAGGUUUCGCUUGUCACUGUGUGUAAUGGUUACCGAGAUGUAGUAUUUUAGCUCUGACUCAUAGAGCAUUCACACACUCUGCUCUGGGGAUUACUGUAAAAGCCAAUCAGCCACAAUCACAUCUUUUAAGAAUCUAUUAGAAAGUUUCCUUCACCAUCAUCUCUUUAAGUGCUUGGUUAGUAUAAAGAUCAUCUCCCUGUAGAGCUUGUUUCGGGGUGGUACUUAAACGUGUAGCUGUGCCCUGUCGGUACUUCAAAUUGUGCACACGAGCUAGUCUAUUACUGUCAUAGCGAUACAUUUAAGGUGGCGUCGUUAAUCUCAGUCUGAACACCUGGGAACAUGUAGCAAACGUUCACCUUAAAACCCUAAGGCCUAAUAAAAUGAAAACCGUGUAAAUAGCAUACAGUGUAGGUAAUAAAACUCACCACAGUUUUAUGUGGGACUGCGACAUAAAAACUAAAGGAAGAGCCGCGUGAAGCUUCACACUGCUUCGUUCCGCUCUUCUUUCCAAGUGUGCAGGCACAACUUGUAGGCAAAAUAUGCCAAAGCUUUUCUACCAUUUGCAUAACCAUUUCUAAGGAACUUUGAAUGUGUGAGUGUGUGUCUCUUUUUCCCGGUAUAACAUAGAGUCAGUGUUCCUUCUGCAAGUGAAAAUACUAUUAUUUAUACAAUCAUAUUGUGAUUAUGUAUAAAGUAUCUAUUUCAGGUAAAGGGGGGGGGCUUAAAGUAAUAUUUGGGUAAAUAUGCCUAUUGUUGACUAGAUGAUUUAUGAGAAGACUGAUGCCUAUCUCAUAUUUGUGCAUUAAGUAUGGAGCUGCUGGAGCUGUGAAGCAAUUAGCCUAGCUUAGCAUAAAAACUGAAAUCGGGGGAAAAGCAGCUAGCCUGGCUCUGUCAAAGAUUUUAAUUAAUUACCAAAACCCCCUAAAGUUGUUUUUUGUUUUGUUUUGUUUUUACAGCUGUGGCGUAGUGAAUUUCCAGUUAUGCUGCAUAGAAGCCCUGGAUGAAAAAUUCAGUUCAUGAAGUUCAUUUGUGAGCUGAAAGGCGCUGGUCAAAGACAGGUCGUCAAGGACAUCAGUAAGCUACAUUUACAUACAGUGUGGACUUCACUUAUUGUGACGUCACACUGUCACAAUUACAUUACAAAACCACAGUUAAAACAUAAGCCGCUUUUACAAAGAAUCAAACGAUGGCAGCAUCAUCCCGCUCCCGUGAUCAAAGAGGCAUGAAGAGCCUGACAUAUAACACAUGAGCGUACGCCUCUAGCGUGACAUAUAAUAAAUGCAUUGGUUGCACUUUCUAGACAGUAUCAAAUGCAUAACAUGUCAAUCACAAUUGUUUACCUUCUCUGAUAUGGCUGAUUUUGUCCUCUGCUCAGAGGGUGAGGAGCUCCCAAAUCUCAUUGUUUUCCCAAUUUGUGGAAAUUUACAGCCGCUGUUAUUCUUCUUUAACGUAGCUGCUAUGCUAAUAGCUGCUUUUUAAAUCUCCCACGGUGGUUUGCACACAUCGCCAAAAUGUCACACUUCUGACACAUAUUCAAAUGUGUUUCUGGCUUUCAUUUUACACAGACCUUGUUACAGCACUGUUACUGCCUCCUAUCCCGGCUCAGAGGCGAGACCACUCUCGCCCCCCCCCUUUCUGUGAUCAGACGUUAUAAACAGAAAUGUGAGGCGGCAUAUCGGCAUGAUAUUCCCGCCUUGAACAGGUGGUGUGAAUGUGGCUAACUAGGUUUCAUAGGUGUUUGGUCUCUGCAUUCAGUUGACUGACUGGCACAAUACCUUGGCCAAUGGUGGUCGCCUGGCAUGCUUUUGUUGGCAAGUCCUGUCCUACAGUACUGUGAUUGGCUAGUACUCGUCCCGUGGAUGCGUUGAGGUUGGAGAUGGUUAGGGUUAGGGCAAAGGGGUCAUGUAGUACUAGUCAGUUACAGCACAGUAGGCUGGGACUUGCCAAGACAAGCUCUGGGAUCUAUAUUAACGCUCGUCUGGCAUGCAAGCGCAUGUUGACAGGCAGUCAGUUAUUAGACAACUACCAUCAGCGCUCACCAUUUCAACAUGUUCUCUCUCAACUCAUCAAAUACAGCAGCUUGGUCAGCCCAACACUUCAAACUAUGACAUUCCAGGUAUCCCUCUUGCAUCAGUUUUGGACAUGUCUGUGUCCAUGUCAAUGUUUGCUUGUUACAUCCUGUAAUGUCUUUCAAAAUAAACUUUCAUCCUGAUGUCAAACUUAGGUUUCAUCAUCAAAACUACUUUAGAUUAGCCAAUAAAAGUACAUGGUUAACUCAAGAAAGAAGAUCAUGGUUUGGGUUCACAUAAGUAUGUUUGUUAUGUAAUUUUAAAUUAACAAGUAUGUCAUAUGACAUACUCAUGCCACAGAUAUCAUGUGAUAAUAAUAAUAAUAGUAAUAAUGGAAAGGACUUAUUUAGCGCUUUUCCAGGAAGACACUUUAUAUGAAUUGCAAUAAGAAAAACAAAUACAGAUACAAAAUAGGAAAUACAAACUGAUUUGAUGUUAAAUAUGUCACCAGAGGGAAAAAAAAAAAAACGCACAAAGUUUACUUUGAGUUUCACACAAGACACAAACGUCAGGCUCCUGAGUAAAAGUCCUGUGUAUGUUUGGUCCAUCCACCUACUUGGAUUUUUUUGUCCUUGUAAUUGCCAUGGAUGGAGUAAGUUGAAAGCCCAGUGCGUCUCAUACAGAUGCUAAAGGGUGCCUUGUACGUCAGUAUCAGAGGUUGAGGGCCACUGACGUGACUGGCACAUUUGACGCCCUUGGAAUGAGUACAGGUUAGCCAUGCAACCUCAUCCUCUUGCAGGUCGCAGUUGCCCAUCUGGUUUCAGUCUUAAUGUUAAGCUAGGCUAAUGGCCUCAUAGCUGCAGCCUCAUACUUAACACACAUUGGAGUGGUGUCCAUCUUCUCAUCUCACUCUCUGAAAGUAAACAAAUAAGCACAUUACUCAAAAUGUUCUUAUGUUCUUAAAAACACCUUACAUUACAAUAAGAAUAAGAAGCUUCUUUUAAGGGAUAGAAAGUGGCAUCUUCCAAGUCGGCCAAAAUAUACGGUGAAUUUAAUAGUCUCGAGCCCUGCGCUUCUUUUUGCAUGUACCUUUACAGUAUAAGCCUGUUUUUGCCAAAGCCUGGAGCUUGAGCCUUACUGGCUGAUUUGUGCAUGCACAAGCUUUUGGUAAUAGCUCACCUGAAUAUAGACACAGUCCAAAAUCAGAGUAUAACUGGCCUGCGUGACUGUUUCUGGACAGUGACUUUUGUGAACUUUAAACUGUACAAAAUCGUAUAAUCCAAGUGUUAUAUGGACGGCAUGAUAUUUUUAGAUGAUAUGCAGUACCUUCUGGCAUCCUGUAGGUUGUCUUAACGCUUUGUUCAAGUAUUCAGGCUCGUACCCUUGCUGGAUGAGUGGAAUAAGGUCAGCAGUUGUAUGUGUGAUGCUCUGUUGUGGGUUAAGUGUUGCGUUAUUGACUGUGCAGCAAAGGAAGAAUAUUUGGAACUGGGGCAGGUUCUUCACUUCACCCCAACAAAGAAUUUGCUGCAUUAUUAAAACACAGAAUGUCUCCAUUUGGUAGGAAUCUCAGUUAUUUCUCAGACUCAUUAAAUCAGUCUACACACCAUCCGAAACCAACAUAGGCUUGAAGUGGAUGUGUAAUUAUAUGUUAGUCAUUUGUAAAUGAUAAUAACUGGUUUUGACAGUUAAUUUAAGUGUAGCUUUUCUCUAAGUUACAAUACUAAUCUACAGUUUUGGCAUUUGUUCCUUGAUAUCGGUGAUCACUCCUAAUUGGACUGUGCUUGCAAUACCUCCCGACAUGUUUCUUUGUGUGUUAAUGUUCUGGAUGCCGUUAGGUGUUUUUAAAAAAAAGGCAUUGUGCUAGUGUUUUGACCAGCAACAGCAUGUCUCCUAUUCAGCCGUUUUUCCGAUGGAUGCUGUCAAGGCGUACCAUACUGUAGAUGUCUUAACUCUGUGGAUAACAGUCUGAAACUCAGUGCCCUGUUGAGAAAACAAACGAAGGAGAAAAUGUGAUUUAUGCCACUCUUUUUCCUCCUUGUGAUCCUAUUUUGCAUAAUGUUAUUGUGCUGCAGGAUUUUUACGGGGAGUCAGUGAAAAGCCUUGUUACUGUACCAACUGAAACUGCUCCGUGUGUUUAAAAAAAUGCUGCUUUAACUGCUUUGAUAAAGAAAUAAAUCUCCUUCCAGUAAUUUGGCGUGUCUGUGUCUUUGUGAUUCCCACAUAAAGGGAUACAGUUUUUGACCAAAUUUGUAUCAAAAUAUCGUGGAUAGUAUUUGCAAAUGAACUGCGGUAGAUUUCCCUCCAUCUUACCAGUCCCCAGAUUUUGCUCCUCCCCCUUCUAAGUAAAUUACACCAUUGCCGGCUCUCGGGCUGUUUCUCUAACAAGUCUGUACUUCCACAUUUUUAUAUUGCCCGCCACUGUGGACACAA
Messenger RNA from Plectropomus leopardus (leopard coralgrouper), 6961 nucleotides. It is a transcript of the gene stk32c, whose product is annotated as serine/threonine kinase 32C. The record is from RefSeq and is a predicted model, not a curated record. Gene Ontology annotation, biological process: regulation of signal transduction; protein phosphorylation; G protein-coupled receptor signaling pathway. Gene Ontology annotation, molecular function: ATP binding; G protein-coupled receptor binding; G protein-coupled receptor kinase activity. NCBI's taxonomy places the organism in Eukaryota, Metazoa, Chordata, Actinopteri, Perciformes, Serranidae.